AUGACUCCAGAAAGACAAGACUCCCGUUUGUGGGGAGCUCAAGAAAAGAGAGAGAAAGCAGACGCAGAGGCUCCCCAGAAAACCUAUGCAUGCCCCAAGCCCUGUGCAUGUCAGGACUGUGGGAGGGCCUUUGGUCACAGCUCAGCACUCAGCGACCACCACCGGACGCACACCGGAGAGAGGCCCUACGGGUGUGGGGAGUGUGGGAAGAGCUUCCUCAGCAGCUCGGCACUGACCAAGCACCAGCGCAUCCACACAGGCGAGAAGCCCUACCCGUGCCCGCAGUGCGGCAGGACCUUCACGCAGAUGGCCCCGCUGGUCCAGCACCAGCGCACGCACACAGGUGAGAAGCCCUACACCUGUGCCGAGUGCGGGAAAGCCUUCAGCUUCAGGUCCUCCUUUAGCCAGCACCAGCGCAUGCACACAGGGGAGAAGCCAUACGUAUGCGGGGCCUGCGGGAAGGCCUUCCGCCAGAGCGUCCACCUGACGCAGCACCUGCGCGUGCACACCGGAGAGAAGCCCUACGCGUGCACCGAGUGCGGCAAGGCCUUCACGCACCGCUCGACCCUGACCAAGCACCAGCGCAUCCACACGGGCGAGAAGCCCUACGUGUGCCACGCCUGUGGCAAGGCCUUCACGCAGAUCACGCCGCUGGUCCACCACCAGCGCACGCACACCGGCGAGAAGCCCUAUGAGUGCGGCGAGUGUGGCAAGGCCUUCAGCCAGAGCACACUCCUCACGGAGCACCGCCGGAUCCACACGGGCGAGAAGCCCUACGGCUGCCACGAGUGCGGCAAGACCUUCACCCACAGCUCGUCGCUCAGUCAGCACGAGCGCACGCACACGGGCGAGAAGCCCUACGAGUGCAAGGACUGUGGCAAGGCCUUCCGCCAGAGCACACACCUCACGCAGCACCUGCGCGGGCACACCGGCGAGAAGCCCUACCGCUGCGGCGACUGCGGCAAGGCCUUCAGCCGCAGCUCGUCCCUCUCCAAGCACCAGCGCAUCCACACGGACGAGAAGCCCUACGUGUGCCACGCCUGCGGCCGCGCCUUCAGCCAGCUCGCGCCCCUCGUGCAGCACCAGUGCGUCCACACCGGCGAGAAGCCCUACGAGUGCGGCGAGUGCGGCUGCGCCUUCAGCCAGAGCUCCCUGCUCAUAGAGCACCAGAGGAUCCACACCAAGGAGAAGCCCUACAGCUGUCACGAGUGCGGCAAAUCCUUCAGCCACAGCUCGUCGCUCAGCCAGCACAAGCGCACGCACACGGGCGAGAAGCCCUACGAGUGCAAGGACUGUGGCAAGGCCUUCCGCCAGAGCACGCACCUCACGCAGCACCACAGGAUCCACACAGGGGAGAGGCCGUACAAGUGCCAGGAGUGCGGGCGGGCCUUCACGCACAGCUCCUCGCUCACCAAACACCAGAGGACCCACACUGGGUAG
This is a messenger RNA of Elephantulus edwardii (Cape elephant shrew), 1440 nucleotides long. It is a transcript of the gene ZNF135, whose product is annotated as zinc finger protein 135. The transcript has a single exon. Bases 1 to 1440 code for a protein of 479 amino acids. Gene Ontology annotation, biological process: negative regulation of transcription by RNA polymerase II. Gene Ontology annotation, molecular function: DNA-binding transcription repressor activity, RNA polymerase II-specific. The record is from RefSeq and is a predicted model, not a curated record. NCBI's taxonomy places the organism in Eukaryota, Metazoa, Chordata, Mammalia, Macroscelidea, Macroscelididae.